AGCUCCUCAAUGCUCCCCCUCACAGGCUGAAAGAUAGCAGAGUUGGUCAGUUCAGUGGUUGUAGCAUCUCCCAGCUCGAGAAUCUCUGGGCCUCACCUUAUGUCCGAGGAAUAUCCGCAAUAGCAUAUUUCCGGAAUUGCACGCGAAGCGUUAUCAGCUUUUAUCACCAUCGCGUUAGUCUUCUUGAUGUGCGGUGUGUCAUCUGCAGAGCGGUCGUGUAUGAAGGUUCGCUCAUGGUUCAAAAGUCGUCAGCCGCCAUGCUUGCAGCACGAGGUGCGGAACCUCAGUCUUGUAAGCAGUCGUUAGUUCGGGUAGGAGUAAAAGGCAUGUUGCGAGGCACGUUAUCCGACCGUAGGAUGAAAGGCAGAAGGCCAGCUGGAGGAGUGAAGCAAAACGAGAAGCAGGAUGGCAAGAAGAAGUCGAAGGCUGCACUCUCGCAUGCGAUGGCCCACAAGCCAGUAGAAACCAAGAAGUUGGCGUCAGCGCUGGCAGCGCAUCUGCAGAGCCUGUACAAGGGAGAGGGAGUGCUGGUGGUAGAGGACGACAAGCGCAUCAUCUUCUACUGCACCCUUUGCGAGGUGUGGGCCUACCACGAUGCGAGCCUGGUCGACCAUUUACACGGAAAGAAACACAAGCGAAAACAGGGAGAAGCCACGCCGCUCACUUCACCGCCAUCCAGCGUCACCGGAAGUCCGCCGUGGGAGAAAACCUCCAAGUUGACGCCACCGUGGAAGCUCGUUGGGGAAG
Closterium sp. NIES-67 is the source of this 747-nucleotide messenger RNA. Lineage: Eukaryota; Viridiplantae; Streptophyta; Zygnematophyceae; Desmidiales; Closteriaceae. The record is from the annotation of a GenBank genome assembly.